Colletotrichum aenigma is the source of this 1824-nucleotide messenger RNA. RefSeq lists its product as uncharacterized. Gene Ontology annotation, biological process: intracellular calcium ion homeostasis. The transcript has 2 exons. The record is from RefSeq and is a predicted model, not a curated record. Gene Ontology annotation, cellular component: perinuclear region of cytoplasm. Lineage: Eukaryota; Fungi; Ascomycota; Sordariomycetes; Glomerellales; Glomerellaceae. The coding region runs from base 1 to 1824 and encodes 607 amino acids.
AUGGCAACACCCGAGCUGGCGAUAGCAAAGGCCUCCUUCAGCGCCCUGCUCUUCCGCAAAGAGCCUGUCUCCCUCACGAGGCCGGAGAUCGAGACGUUCCACACCCUCCUUCACGAUGCGAUACACCAGUGCUCGCCCGCCAACGUUCAGAAAUGCAAGCGAUGGAUCCUGAAGAAUCUGGCGCCCUCGCCGGCGCGUGUCGCCGCUCUUGGCAAAUACCUGGCCGCCCUUUCCAAAUCCUUCCCAGGCGAUGAUGCUACCGCCGCCGCCGCCGCCGCUGGUGCUGCGAAGAACAAGACGAAGCCCUCCUCCAAGCGCAAACGUCUGCACAUUCUCUACAUCCUCAACGACGUUCUCUACCACGCCGUCGUGCGGGACAGAGACACGCGCCUCGCGACGGAGCUACAGCCCAGCCUCCCACCGCUCUUUCACGCUGCCGCCAGCUUCCACAACUGCCCGAAACACAUGCGCAAGCUGGACGAUCUCCUGUCGCUCUGGGACCAGCAAAAGUACAUCUCGACGCACACGAUCGCAGACUUGAGGGAGACGGUGAAGGAAGCCCCCCAUGGCGGUAAAGUCACCAAGGCCGCUGAGGGCGAGGGCGCGAACAACCAGACAGGGUCGAACCUCGCUGUCAAACCUGCAAAGGACGCGCCCUACAUGAUUCCCUCGAUGCACGGAGACCCGAACACCCCUUGGUUCGACCUUCCAGCUGCCAACUGGCUCCCGCAUCUUGAGCCAAACUCUACGAAGGCCAUGAAUCCCAACAUGAUCAAGCCGCUUCAGCUCGCGCCAGGCCCCGCGGACAAGGCUCUCGCCGAGGCAGUCAAGGACCUUCUCGCGGACGUCGAGAGACUAUACUCCAAGUCGGCGGCGCCCCAGCAGCCCGAUCAGCAGUCGACGGACCUGAGCGAGAUGGGCGAGCGCGUCAUCCUCGACGAGAUCACGGGCGAGGUCAUUGGGGGAGAGACUUACUACGGCUGGUCGCGCAACUUCUGCGAGAAGAUGAAGCAGCGCAAGAAGGGAAAGCCAGGAGGCGACAGACGCAGCCGUGGCCGAUCCAGCUCGCGAAGCCGCUCUCGCAGCUUCUCCCCUGGCCGGUCAAGUAGAAGCGACUCGCCCCCCGCGUUCAAGAGGCGCAGGCUCUCGCCAGAUUCUAGAAGCCGGAGCCCCAGCCGCAGCCGAAGCCACAGCCGCGAUCGGCGACAGAGCCCUCCACGCAAGGGUCGUUACGAUUCCAGAGACUACAGCCGAUCCAGGUCAAGAUCACGCUCCCGGUCGCGGAGUCCCUACAGAUCCCGAUCCCGAUCUCGUGAGCGAGGAGGCGGGAGAAGAGGCCGCGGCGACUCCAGCAGAUCACCACUUCCACCCCACGGCCGCGGCCGGUACAACGACGAGUCGGGCCAGGGCUACAACCAGCCGCAGCCACCGCCGCCUCCUCCCCCUAAUCACCACAGUCCUCCCGCCUUCCAACCGUACCCACCACCACCUCCAAACGCGGCCGGCGGGUUCGGACACUUCCCACCACCCCCUCCGCCGCCUCAAGGCUUCCAAGGAGCAUGGCCGCCUCCCCCUCCACCUACUCAUCCUCCCACUGUAGGCUAUAUCAGUGGGCCUCCGCAGAAUUGGGGUGCUCCGCCACCUGGUGCCGGUCUGCCGCCGCCUCCACCACAUAUGGGCGGAUGGGGGGCACCCGCUCCGCCGCCGCCGCCGCCGCAACAACACAACCAAUACCAGCAACAGCCGCAGUAUGGACGCGGCGGUGGUGGGUACAGAGGCCGCGGCAGGGGAGGCUAUAACAGAGGCAGAGGAGGCGGGUGGUAA